Molecule: messenger RNA, 936 nt
Organism: Exophiala spinifera
Lineage: Eukaryota; Fungi; Ascomycota; Eurotiomycetes; Chaetothyriales; Herpotrichiellaceae
Exons: 2
Coding region: 1-936 (311 amino acids)
Source: RefSeq, a predicted model, not a curated record
AUGGGUCUAUCCAUGUUGCUUCCUCCGGAGCCCAUCGAUCCCGCAUACCAGCCGAGCACGUCGAUUGCGAAAAUCCCAGCAAAUGCACCGAUUGAAGAUAUACUCGAAAUCAUCGAACGGGAUGGAGGAGUCAUCCUGACAGAGUUCACGUCCGCCGAAGAGCUCGCGGCCAUUGAUCGGGACGUGGACGCUCAUCGAAAGCAGACGCGUGCCGAGAAGGGAGCGUUGCCGCAGAUUCCAAAGGAGACGCUGUCCGUCGCUGGGCUCGUGGGGAAGUCUCCCACGGUGGCUCGCAUGUGCGAGUAUCCCGUGCUGGAGAAGCUACGCACCGCCAUCCUGCAGGAGAAGUUUGACGUGAUCCGCGAAGACUACGUCGACCGCAACAUCAUCGAGCCUCUCCUGAGUAUCAGCCUGACGUUCUACAUCGGGCCGGGCGCGCCUCGACAGAGACUCCACAGGGACGACAACACGCACGGAACACGGCACGCCGGGGAGGGCUCCUUCGACCUGAAAAGGGCAGGGCAAUUCGCCUGCUUGGUGGCCGGGUCCAAGACGACUCGAGAGAAUGGCGCUACGAUGUUCAUCCCGGGUUCCCACAAGUGGGAUGACACUCGAGUUCCGCGCAUAGACGAGGUCUGUUUUGCAGAGAUGGAACCAGGUUCAGCUCUAAUUUUCCUGGCGUCAUGCUAUCACGGCGGCGGCCACAAUUCUACCAAGGACGAGGUGCGAAGAGUACACGGAUUGUUCUUCGUGCGUGGAACCAUGCGAACCGAAGAAAAUCAAUUCCUCGCCGUCCCGAGGAGUAAGGUGCUCACCAUGAGUGACAAGAUGUUGUCGCUGCUCGGAUAUAAGAAACCCACUUCGGCACUUGGGAUAGUCGAGAACGAGGAUCCCGCUUCGAAUCUUCGAACUUUUCUCGACAUGGCCAGUCAAUAA